AUGGUACGGCUGUUGCGUUUCAACACAUUUCGCUCGUUUUUGAACAUGAGUGGAAACUCAAGACUUCAGCUCCUUCACCAGCAUCUUUCCAUAAAACCACACAGAUGUGUUGCGACAGAUUCAAGGGCAUCGCAGUUUGGAGAACCGACAAUUGUUAGUGUCGAUGUUGGGAGCAAAUACAGUGCUACGUAUCGCAAAUACGCUGCUGAUGAUACUGGAAAAAUACUCUCGUACUUUCAUGACGUUCCGCUAGGAUUCGAUGCCUCUAAGAAAACUGCCAAUAUGGUGGUGGAGGUGCCUCGAUGGUCCAAUGCCAAGUUUGAAAUCAGCACGGAGUUGGAUGGGAAUCCCAUAGUGCAAGACGUGAAGAAUAACGUGGUUCGAUUUGUCCGCAACUUGUUUCCUUAUCAUGGCUAUAUUCACAAUUAUGGUGCUUUUCCGCAGACAUGGGAAGACAACACAACCAAGCAUAAAGAUACUGGAUUAUACGGCGACAACGAUCCAUUGGACGUUUGCGAGAUCGGAUCGAAUGUUCUUGAGAUUGGUACUGUCAAAAGAGUGAAAAUUUUGGGCUGUUUGGCACUUAUUGACGACGGAGAGUUGGACUGGAAAGUCAUUGUCAUUGAUGUUGAAGACGAAUUGGCACCUCAGCUCAAUUCCAUAGAAGACGUCGAAUCAGUGUGUCCUGGACUCUUGGAGGGAACCAGACAGUGGUUUAGAGACUACAAGUUGGCCGACAAAAAACCACACAACAAAUUUGCAUUCAAUGGACGGUAUCUUCUGGCCGAAGAGGCACUCGAAGUUGUGGGUGAAUGUCAUUCUGCAUGGGAAAAGUUGAUAGGAGGUGAAGUAAAAAGCAAAGGAGAUGAGAUAUCGCUCCGCAACACCACACAGAAAGAGACUCCAGAGUACGCACCGGAGUUUUCUCAAGAAGAGCUUAUAAGUCCUGCGAUGCCCGACACAGCGAUUCCGCCCGAAAUCAGCAAGAGCCACUUUUUUCCGAGGAGCUGA
Meyerozyma guilliermondii ATCC 6260 is the source of this 1011-nucleotide messenger RNA. Its product is annotated as inorganic diphosphatase. Bases 1 to 1011 code for a protein of 336 amino acids. The record is from RefSeq and is a predicted model, not a curated record. The transcript has a single exon. Gene Ontology annotation, molecular function: inorganic diphosphate phosphatase activity; magnesium ion binding. Gene Ontology annotation, cellular component: nucleus; cytoplasm. Lineage: Eukaryota; Fungi; Ascomycota; Pichiomycetes; Serinales; Debaryomycetaceae. Gene Ontology annotation, biological process: phosphate-containing compound metabolic process.